AUGCAUAUAUUAUUUAAUGAUGCCAAAGAUUUACAUAUUGAAUAUAAGCCUACAACAAGAUUCAUUAAUGAAAUUGUAAAGAAAGCACAACAUUUAGGAAACCAAUAUACUCAAUAUAAUUACAAUAGCUAUAAAAUCACACAGCAAUUAGUAAGUUAUUUCAAACCUAAUCAAUUUUAUAAUAAGUUAUCUUUAUCGGAGGCAUUCCAAGAUUGGCCAAAAGGCAACAAACUGUAUCCUGAAAAUAAUACUAUUGUGGGAUCCUUACUGCAUUUCCUCUCUACGUCUAAAAUAAUCUCUAGUGAUGUAUCGUCUAAAGGGACUCAAUUAAAACUAUUGCUUACAUUAGAGGGAAACAUAAAAGCUAUUUUUAAACCUCGAUGGUAUGAGAGGAAUUCUAUUAUCGAAGGCCCAGUAUAUGCUGGAAAAGAUCGGGAUAAUGCAGAAAUACUAGCAUUUUAUCUAGCAGCAAUGUUGGGAUUGAAUUCUGCACCCAUAGCUAUCAGUAGAAAACUUACACGAAAAGAAUUAAGUUCUACACAAAUUGGCAAAUUAAAAAAAACUAUGUUUUAUAAUGAUGAAGGGCAAUAUUGUUUUUAUGGUAAGUGCCGAUACUGCACUAUAAAAGAACCAGUUUGUGAAGAUGAUUCUGGAGGUGUAGAUGGAGUGAUGAUACAAUAUUUAAAUUUAGAACAUAGGGGAGGCUUAUUGCUAAAAAGAUCUCCGUGGCAGAGAACUUAUAAAGAUACAAUUCAUGCAAGAUGGGAAAUUGAUCAAACUUAUUGCGAGAGUGUAAAAAAUGAAGUAUCACAGACAAGAUUAUUAGAUUUAGUAGAUAUGGCAAUAGUAGAUUUUUUGUUGCAAAAUGGUGACAGGCAUCAUUAUGAAACUUUUGAAGAUCGUACGAUUUUAUUAGAUAAUGGUAAAGGGCUUGGAAAUCCCUAUGUGGAUCAUAUUGAUAUAUUAGCUCCAUUUUAUCAAUGCUGCAUGAUAAGGAGCAAAACGUGGGAACAUUUGUUAUUGUUUGCAGGAGGAUCUAUGAGUCGGACUAUUAACACAUUAAUUGCAAAUGAACCAUUAAACAUGAUUGUUACAAAACCACAUUUAGAAGCAUUAGAUAGAAGAUUGAAAAUGAUUUAUAGUACCUAUGAAAUUUGUAAAAAUAGAAUAAGU
This is a messenger RNA of Ctenocephalides felis (cat flea), 1173 nucleotides long. RefSeq names its product glycosaminoglycan xylosylkinase homolog. Gene Ontology annotation, biological process: protein phosphorylation. Gene Ontology annotation, molecular function: phosphotransferase activity, alcohol group as acceptor. Gene Ontology annotation, cellular component: Golgi apparatus. The annotation marks the transcript as partial. NCBI's taxonomy places the organism in Eukaryota, Metazoa, Arthropoda, Insecta, Siphonaptera, Pulicidae. The transcript is spliced from 6 exons. The record is from RefSeq and is a predicted model, not a curated record.